AUGGCGUCGUUCACGUUUAAGGUUGCUGGGUAUCAAGUGGUCCAUCAUUUUGGUGUUAUAGUCGCUGGUGUUGAGUACGACGACUCCACUUCCUUAGGGUCAUUGGUUGUUAAUCAAGGAUUCUCGGCUCAUUUCCUUCCAUCGGCUGUUAGAGAAGAGAAAACUGUCAUACUGAGAGCGAACCGUAUCUACUCCGCCCUCAACAAUGCUGGAAUCGACCACGAAGCACUGAGGAACAGGUUUAAUCAGCUUGCUGGAGACGGAGGUGAAGGAGCCAGGCCGCUGGAACAUAGCGGAGACAGAAGGCGGAGGCUCGGAAUGCAGGUGAUGAUGACCCUUGGUGCCAGCCUGGGCCACCUGGCACUAGCUGUGGUGGCUUCCUGGCCCAACCCUGCCGGGGUUGGACCUGUCUUAAACACCACCAUCUAAAACACGCCAUCAAUGUUAAGGACACUUGCACUGGACAUGUUAGGUAGUAUAGUGUCUGUGGGUAACAUGCCUGGAACGUGGUUGUGGGGGUGGCUGGCGGUGACCAUAGGAAGGAAGAAAGCUAUGAUGCUCCUGCUGCUGCCUUACACCCUGGCCUGGCUCCUGCUGGCUCUCGCUGUCAACCCUGUCAUGAUGCUGGCUGCAAGGGUCGUCCAUGGGAUCUGCGUUGGGGCAACUUUUGUCUCAGCAAGUACCUAUAUUAUUGAACUACCAGAUACUGCCAUCCGGGGAGCGGUAGCCACUGUUCCCAACUUUGCUCUCAGUCUUGGUUAUAUCCUCACCACAUCGCUGGGUCUGCUGUUACGCUGGUACGAAAUAGCAUUUGUAGGCUUAGCUAUCAUCGUGUCCCAUACCACAGUGAUGGUAUUCCUGCCAGAGAGUCCGUCAUUCUUAGCAAUCAAUGGACAAAAGAGAAAGGCCAAGAAAAUUUUAAGGAAACUUCGAGGCCCGAGCGCUAACGUAGAUGAAGAAGUACAGAAUUUGUGCGACGAAAACAAAGAUAAAGCGAAUGAUCCUUUCAUCAAAGUCCUGCAGGACCCUUAUAUCCUAAAGUCACUUGGAAUUGUGCUUACGCUGUUCUUCGUUCAGAACUUCUGUGGUCUGAUGGUGUUCUACGUGAACAUGACGCGCAUUUUCCUGGAGGCUGGGUCCACUCUGAGUGAGCAUGUGGCCAGCAUCUUAGUUUUCAUUGUGCAAGCAGCGGGCACUGUCUUAGCCUGCAUCUACUUGGACCGCUUCGGCCGCCGGGUUUGCCUGGUAUCAUCUCUAGUCGUCAUGACUCUCUGCCUGCUGGUUAUGGGAGUUUAUCACCACUAUAAAGAUGCUGCUGAAAUUUCAGUAUUUUCUGCGACAAGAAACACAACAAGUUUAACGGAAGACACCAUCGAAAACUGGUCCACCACCAAGAUGGCCUUCAGCUGGGUGCCACUAGCCUGUCUCAUGCUUUACAUGUUUACAUCCAGUUGUGGCGCCGGUCCAGUCCCUGCACUCCUCAAUGCUGAGUAUUUUCCUACAGCAGUCAGAGCUCAGCUGUCUGGCUUGUGCAUGGUAUUGGGCAGUGUGAUCAACUUUGCGGCGCUCCAACUCUUUACACCCAUGCAAGUGACCCUCACCAUCGCUGGUCUCUACUGGUUUUAUGCCGGUGUGUCAGUCUUCGGAAUUGUUUUUACACUCACCUGCGUCAGAGAGACCAAGGGCAGGGCUGUUGCCUAAAGACCGGAAAUUAUAUUAUCAUGGUGAUGUUAAAUAUCUUUUGGGAGGUACGAAGAAUCUACUGAAAGGUGAUGUUAGGUAUACCAUGGGAUUUGCAAAGUAUCACUUGUAUCUUCCCUUUGGGCGGUGCGAGUUUUUCCCAGGAUCGGGAGAAUCGCUUCCAUAUGCUGCCUUGUUCAUAGUUAACUAAACAUUCAGUGCCCAAAACAAGAUUCUGAGUGUUUAGUUACAAUCUUAAAAUAUUACUUCAUCAUGUGUUCUGAGGGUCUGAGCUGUGAAGUUUGUGCCAAAGUAUUUACAUAUGUUCUUUUUUUACUAGUCUUACAGAUGUUUGUACAUCUGGAAUAAGAUGGCUGAUUAGCAAGUGAGUAUUUAUACACCGACAGGGAUUAAAUUGCCCUUGGUUUUAUUGCCUAGGUUAAGAAUGGACAAUAUUGGCUUGAAGGGCCACUCUCCGAACUUUGGCAAGCCAAGCUAACUGCACGCCAUAUGCAUGUGCUUAUUAAAACUUCACAAUGAAGUCUUGUGGAUGCACGUACAGAAGAUAUAAUUUACAAUGUAUGAAACGUAGGUUAAGUAAAACAGAUAACUAAACUGACGUUCAUUCAAUAUUUACAUAAUGAGAAUCCCAGUUCCCUCAGUGGGAAGAAUCGCUCUGGAUGUGCUUACUUAAUUCAGAUUCGCGAUAUCUCCGUUGUUGCAUUUGUGACGUUUACUGCUUCAAGAUAAAUACAUCUGAGAUUUUAUCUAUUAAAUUUAAGUACAUUAAAAGAAGCGUGAACAACCUAGAAACAACAAUGAGUUUAUUUUCUCCUGAAGCAACAGAUCAGAUUUACAGAAGCCUACAAAGACACUCCACCGUCGAACAAUUUCUAAUCCAGAUUUAAGUCAUUAAAAAAGAAAAACGCAUUUUAUUGCAAAGUUGAAAAGUGAGCGAUCUGAUUAUUUCUUUAUUGACGAGAUAAGGGAAGCAAUUUAAGUAAAAAAAAAAAACUCGACACUGAAGCAAAUUAUGUUCAAAGGCCAACAUUUCUGGAAGAAA
This is a messenger RNA of Cherax quadricarinatus, 2743 nucleotides long. The record is from RefSeq and is a predicted model, not a curated record. NCBI's taxonomy places the organism in Eukaryota, Metazoa, Arthropoda, Malacostraca, Decapoda, Parastacidae.